CCCAGGGCUAAGCACUAAGUAGCAUUUUUCGACAAAACCGCAGAAAUCGAUACACAUCGAUCACCUCCCUAUGACAGAGCAGUGUAAGUUGCUGAAAGUAGCUAGCAAACAACUGCCUGAACUGUUAACUCCACUCAAAGGCGAGGCUAAGCUAGCAGAGCUAACUAGCCAAAGAGGACGGCUGGUAGCCAACGUCAUGUUUAAGAACAGGUCCGCCUGGUUUUCUGGCAGCGUGCCUAGGGCACGUCAAAACAUCUGGAUUUUGGAGGGUGGUAUCAUCACUAACUGGAGAAAAGCAGAUUAUAUUUUCAGUGAGGAUGCGGCAUGCCCUGAUACUCAGAGGAUAUUUCAGAGCAAAGAGUACCUCUGGAAUAAGGUGGUGGUCUUUCACAGCUUGUUUCUGUCUGUCUGUGAAAAGCGCCAGAGUGUGAAGUCUGUGAGCAUCGGUCACUAUGUGCUGCCUCCAGCCUCAGUGCAGGAAGAGGUGAGAAAAGUGGUCGGCAGAUUUAUUUGGGAGAGUGACAUUGAGCAGCCAGAACCCCAAGCCUCCAAUAAAGUCAGUAGGUGCAAGAGUGAAGAUGAGAACAGUGAAGAAACCAGGAGCUAUUCUGAACACUCAGACACAGAGUCGUCUGAAGGUGAAGCCCCUCUGAGUGGUUAUUGUAUUAAUAGGAACAAGCCUAAAGGGUACAUCAGCAUGGACCAUCUGCAGAAAUAUUCUGGUGAUCUGCAUGAUUUUCAUUCUGGAUGUUUCCAGUGUUCCAACUGUAAAGCUCACUGUUGCUUAAAGUGCACAUAAGCACGCAUGCAGCAAAAGACCAACAGAGAGUUUGUUGAA
Messenger RNA from Cheilinus undulatus (humphead wrasse), 838 nucleotides. It is a transcript of the gene terb2, whose product is annotated as telomere repeat binding bouquet formation protein 2. The coding region runs from base 71 to 799 and encodes 242 amino acids. Gene Ontology annotation, biological process: homologous chromosome pairing at meiosis; meiotic attachment of telomere to nuclear envelope. NCBI's taxonomy places the organism in Eukaryota, Metazoa, Chordata, Actinopteri, Labriformes, Labridae. The record is from RefSeq and is a predicted model, not a curated record. The transcript is spliced from 8 exons. Gene Ontology annotation, cellular component: nuclear inner membrane.